AUUCCCAGUAUAUCUAUGGGUUUCCUCCCCCUGCACCUUCAAUCAUUUAUCAUUUCUUUAUCUGUUGUGAUUUGUGGUUUUACCAUCAUCAGAGUCUUGAGAUAUCACAUGAUUCAGAAGCCUAAACUGCCUCCAGGUCCUAAACCAUGGCCUAUACUUGGUAACCUUCCUCAAAUGCUUUCAAACAAACCUGUUUUUCAAUGGAUACACAAUCUCAUGCAAGAUAUGAACACUCAAAUUGCAUGCAUUCGUCUAGGAAAUGUCCAUGUAAUUCCAGUCACAUGUCCCUCCAUUGCUUGUGAGUUUUUGAGAAAGCACGAUGCUGAAUUUUCUUCAAGACCACUGACCAUGGCCACUGAUAUCAUGUCCAGUGGUUAUAAGACCAUAGCUAUUGUACCCUUUGGGGAGCAAUGGAAGAAAAUGAGGAGAAUCUUCGUCAACGACUUGUUCUCCCCUCUCAGACACCACUGCUUUCAACACAAAAGGAACGAAGAAGCUGAUAACAUUAUGUUUUAUGUGUACAACAAAUGCAACAAUGUGAAGGAUGGGGGCCUUGUGAACGUCAGAGAUGUUUCACAGCACUAUUGCUGCAAUGUGACGAGGAAGUUGAUUUUUAAUACAAGGUACUUUGGAAAGGGUAGGGUGGAUGGAGGGCCAGGGCCAGAAGAAGUAGAACAAGUGAAUAAUAUUUUCACAUUGCUUAAACACGUUUAUGCAUUUUCUGCUUCUGAUUAUCUUCCAUUGUUGAGGGUUUUUGAUUUGGAUGGGCACAAGAGGAAGGUGAAGAAAGCAAUGAGAACGAUGGAGAAGUAUCAUGAUCCAAUGAUUGAAGAGAGAAUGAAGCAAUGGAAGAAUGGAGCAAAGAACGUUGAAGAAGACUUGUUGGAUGUUCUGAUCUCACUCAAAGAUGACAAUGACAAUCGUACUCUCACAAUGAAGGAAAUCAAGGCCCUUACUAUAGAACUUAUGCUUGGAGGAGCAGACAAUCCAUCCAAUGCAGUUGAAUGUGCACUUGUAGAAAUGAUAAAUCAGCCGGAUAUACUUCAGCAAGCUACUGAUGAAGUAGACAAGGUUGUCGGUAAGCAAAGGAUGGUGCAGGAAUCAGAUGUUCCAAAACUCAAUUAUGUAAAGGCUUGUGUGAGAGAAGCUUUUCGUCUUCAUCCAGUGGUGCCUUUUAAUCCUCCUCAUGUCUCAAGCAAUGACACAAUGGUGGGAAACUAUUUUAUUCCAAAAGGUAGUCAUGUACUUCUAAGCAGACAUGGACUUGGACGAAACCCUAAAGUGUGGAAUGAACCACACAAGUUCAAACCUGAACGUCAUGAAAAGAAUGAUGGAUCUAUGGUUGUUUUGUCAGAACCAGAUUUGACGUUCAUAUCAUUUGGCACAGGAAGACGAGGUUGUCCUGCAAUCUUACUUGGCUCCACCAUGACUGUGAUGUUGUUGGCAAGGUUGAUUCAUGCCUUUUCUUGGAGUGCACCUCCAAAUGUAUCAAGUAUCAAGAUUGUUAAGUCUGCUAAUGGUGGUAUGCUUGCUGAGCCACUUGUGUUAGAAGCCAAACCCAGAUUAGCACCAGAGUUGUAUUACAUAUAAGUAAUGAGUGAAUAAAUCCAUGCAAAUGAAAUACU
Vigna angularis (adzuki bean) is the source of this 1625-nucleotide messenger RNA. RefSeq names its product isoleucine N-monooxygenase 1. NCBI's taxonomy places the organism in Eukaryota, Viridiplantae, Streptophyta, Magnoliopsida, Fabales, Fabaceae. Gene Ontology annotation, molecular function: heme binding; oxidoreductase activity, acting on paired donors, with incorporation or reduction of molecular oxygen; iron ion binding. The record is from RefSeq and is a predicted model, not a curated record. The transcript has 2 exons. Bases 16 to 1590 code for a protein of 524 amino acids.